AUGAGUUCCCUGCAACAUGUGAAUCCCAGGGUGAGGGGGAUCAGAGUCUCACCACACUGUGGACUGCAGAGUCUGGCUGCACAUAUUACACAAGAGAUAACACAGGGAGUGCAGAAACCCUUCAAAGAAGUGAUAGAUGUCUGCUCAGGUGACCCCCACAAAGAAGGAAUCAAACCCAUGUCAUUUGUUCGCCAGGUCUUGGCAGUAUGUCUGUACCCUCAGCUGUUGAAAAGCAAAACUCUUCCUCUGGAUGUCAUCCUGAGGGCUCAGAAGCUCCUGGAGGUCUGCGAUGGAGGAAGUGUGGGUUCCUAUACAGCUUCCUCUGGCUUGUCUCAUGUCAAGCAAAGCAUCGCUGAGUUCAUCACGAGACGAGACGCUGGAGUGCCUUCCUAUGCCAAAGACAUCUUCAUUUCUGCUGGUUCUCAAAGGGCCUUGAGGGUGGUUGUGAAGCUCAUAGCCAGUGGGGAGGGGGAGACUCAGACAGGUGUGUUGACCCCCAUGCCCUGCCCACACACCCUGCCCACACUGUUGGAUGAGGCUGGGGUGAAACUGGUACCGUACCAGCUGAUGGAGGACCAAGGCUGGGCUGUAGACCUAGGUGAGCUGCACCGAGCUCUGAAGACUGCUAGGGGGUGCUGCAAGCCCAGAGCCAUUUACAUCAGCAACCCAGGAAACCCCUCAGGUCAUGUGCAGGACAGGAAAUCAAUAAAGGAAGUGAUUCAUUUUGCAGCAGCUGAGAGACUCUUACUGUUGGUUGAUGAGGUGUACCAGGACAGCGUGUAUGGACAGGGCACAGAGUUUAUUUCCUAUAAGAAAGUCCUGUUUGAGAUGGAAGAGUAUUCAGAGACAGUGCAGUUGGCCUCCUUCCACUCUCUAUCUAACGCCUGCAUGGGAGAGUGCGGUCUGAGGGCAGGAUACAUGGAGCUGGUCAAUGUGGACCCAGAGGUGGCACAUUUUGUUGAUAAUGUGCUGUGUGGUGAUAUCAGUACUCCAGUCACAGGACAGCUUGCUCUGGAUGUCAUGGUCAACCCACCAAAACCUGGAGACCCUUCCUAUGACACAUACACACAGGAGAUUCUACUCACUCGUGUCACUUUGUCCCAGAAUGCACAGCGGGCUCAGGAGUUCCUGAAUGAUCUACCAGGGAUGAGCUGUCAGCCAGUGAUGGGGGGAAUCUACCUUUAUCCUCGCCUGCAUCCACCAUCUGAGAUUAUAGAGCAGGCAGAGAUAUUAGAGGUGGAGGCAGAUGUUCUGUACUGUCAGAGGUUACUGGAGGAAGAAGGUGUGUUUGUAGGAGCAGGAUGUCAGUAUGGUGAAACUACUGGCAACUAUCAUCUAAGGUUAUGUGUCCUUGUUCCUCCUGACACCCUGCAGGAGGUCCUGGCUCGCCUCGGUUCCUUUCACCUUCGCCUCUUGGAUGCACUUCCUCACCCUGAAAGAGGCGUGAAGGACAGAGACAUGGGGGAAAAUAACCCAUUGACCCAACAUGUAGCCCUCUGUUAAAAAGGACAGAUCCUUAAAGUG
Micropterus dolomieu (smallmouth bass) is the source of this 1524-nucleotide messenger RNA. RefSeq names its product alanine aminotransferase 2-like. NCBI's taxonomy places the organism in Eukaryota, Metazoa, Chordata, Actinopteri, Centrarchiformes, Centrarchidae. Gene Ontology annotation, molecular function: L-alanine:2-oxoglutarate transaminase activity; pyridoxal phosphate binding. The transcript has 11 exons. Bases 1 to 1503 code for a protein of 500 amino acids. Gene Ontology annotation, biological process: biosynthetic process. The record is from RefSeq and is a predicted model, not a curated record.